GGAUAACGCGUUUGGCAUGUAACCACCUCCAUCUCGACAAGCAACUCGCCGCUCUUGGAAAUUCCUUCUAUUUGAUUUCCCACAAACGGCGACGCAGCUGGGUAUGUCUGUCAUUUGAAGAAGAACAUUUUCUUUUUAACCGCGCGGAGGCUCUCAAGAGCAUAUAAUUUCUGUGGAGGUUUGAGUUUUAAUCAAAGGUCACAGCGUGAUUCUACUAAUAGCAUCGAAAUCGUACAUGUAGUCCGCCGCUGCUGUCCGUGCCAGACGGAUGAAGAACGGCUUUUGUCCUUAACGGCAAAGUAAAGGGGAUACUUUUAUUAACUUUCACGGUAAAAUACAAUCAGGGUUACCUGAUCAUCGACAACUGUCGUGCAAUGUAGGCACCAGUCCGGUGCUAGAACUGUGAAUAGGACUGCCCGAGUCAACAAGAUUCUGUUCCAGAAAACCUCACGUGUGUUUGGACGAAAAUACAUGUAAGCCGUUUGGGUUCUAGUCCAUGAUCUGGUGAAGGCAGACAUGAAGACGUGCUGCUGCUGCUGGGGCCUGAGGCAGGGGACGAUAGCCAGCGCUGUCUGGACAUUGGUAUUGGGCUGUUUGAACUCUUGCUAUGGAAUAUAUGCUCUGGUGGCAGAGUACCAAGAUGGCGUUACAAACCCUCAUGCCCAAAUGGACGGGAUCUACUCCAGUCCAGCCGUGCUAGUCAUGAACCUCGUGCUUUACCUUAUAUGGAUAGCCGUCUCCAUAGUUACUAUUAUAGCUGCUGUCAUGGCAAACCGUUUUUUGCUUCUCCCCUGGAUAUUGACGUCAUUCCUUUAUGUAAUCUACACCACAAUACUGAUCAUACUGAUUUGUGUGAAUGAGCCGUCCUCUCCCGUGGCAUGGAUGCUUUUUGUCACUUGUGUUAUAAUUAUGGCUGUGAACAUAUACGCGUUGACAUGUGUCGUUUCCUUCUACAUAGAACUUGGGAAGAAAAGUACAGCGUACCGACACACUAAGGUUCCUGUGACGUCAGAUCACGCUCAGUGACAAUCAAGUCCAGUCUUCGUUCCCUUACGCAAGUGACAUCUAUUGUAUAUUCCCAG
Messenger RNA from Lingula anatina, 1082 nucleotides. RefSeq lists its product as uncharacterized. The record is from RefSeq and is a predicted model, not a curated record. Lineage: Eukaryota; Metazoa; Brachiopoda; Lingulata; Lingulida; Lingulidae.